This is a messenger RNA of Mesorhabditis belari, 984 nucleotides long. The record is from the annotation of a GenBank genome assembly. Lineage: Eukaryota; Metazoa; Nematoda; Chromadorea; Rhabditida; Rhabditidae.
AUGGAUUCAAAUCCCGUACGAGUCGUUGAGUUCUACUCUGGCAUUGGCGGGAUGCACUAUGCACUGAAACGUUCGGGAUUCUCAUUCAAAGUCAUUGCCGCAAUUGACAUCAAUACAACGGCCAAUCAAAUUUAUGCACACAAUUUCCCCGAAACUCAACUCCUUCAAAAUAACAUUGAAGCAAUAUCUGUGCAACAGUUGGACAAGUUUGAGGCUGAUUUGUGGACGAUGAGCCCUCCAUGUCAACCGUUUACACAAAAAGGGCGACAAUUAGGAGCAGAGGAUCGUCGAUGUGACUCAUUGAAGGAAUUACUGCGAAAGAUUGCUUUAAUGAACAAACCACCAAGACAUGUUUUUGUCGAAAACGUGGUCGGCUUUGAAACUUCAACUGUACAUGCGGAUCUCUUGGAGUGUCUACGGGGAAUGGGAUAUGGGGUAAAGGAAUAUAUCCUCUCCCCAAUGCAAUUUGGAAUCCCGAAUACUCGCCCAAGAUAUUACUGCUUGACCUCAUUGCAAUCUUCAAGCUCGCAUUCCACAUCGACAAUUUUGAAAACUCACAAAAGUUGUGUUGAGGAAAUUGCUGGCAUUGAAGAUUUUAUUGAGAAAGGAGUCGAUAACUCAUCUUUGAUUUUGGAUUAUCAAGAACUGAAUAGAUUUGCCUCUUCUAUCGAUGCUGUGAGUUCAAACUCAAGACGAUCUGCCUGUUUCACCAAAUCAUAUGGUGUUUAUAAGACGGGAUGUGGUUCGUAUUUUACGAGUGAUGAAAAUAUGAUUGAAGAAAAUCGAAUCUUGUCAAGUGCUAUCGAAAAUGCAAAAGUCCGGCUAUUGUCACCAAGAGAGGUAGCUAACCUGAUGUGUUUUCCCGAAGAGUUCACUUGGCCUCAUUCUACAACUUCCAAACAAUUAUACAGAACCCUUGGAAAUUCUGUCAAUGUUCUAGUUGUUGCUAAAUUGAUCGAAGAAAUUUUAACAGGAUUUAACGAA